AUGAAUGAACAAAAUAUUGACACAUUAUUAUCAUCUGAUGAAUUAUGGUUAAAAAUUAUAAAUGAAGGCAAAGAAAAUCGCGUCGAAGUUAAUCAACGUAUGUUAAUUGAUAAAAUGUUGGCACGUUAUUCAUCUGAAUUUGUUGUUUAUCGUGAAUUAAUUCAAAAUUCUGAUGAUGCCCAAGCAACAUCAUUUACACUUGAAAUAACUUGUGAUCCAUCUACUGCUACAAUAAAUUAUGAAUCAGUUAAUAAAGAUGAUUUAUCAAUUAAUCAAAGAAAAAAAAAUAAUAUUCUAGAAGGUAUUGGACAAUUAUUUAAAAAUCAUUGGAAACCAAAUACAAUUAAUUAUAAUAAAGAUACAAAUGAUGAUUCAUUAAAUAAUCAACCGUCAUAUGAAAAUGAUUUUAAUAAUUGUAUAAUAACAGAAAUUCGUACAAUAAAUAAUGGAAAUAUAUUUAGUGAAGAUGAUUGGAAACGAGUUAUAACUAUAGCUGAAGGAAAUACAAAUGCUGAUGCUAUUGGACAAUUUGGUGUUGGUUUUUUUUCAGUUUUUUCUUAUUCCGAACGACCUAUGAUACAAUCUGGUAAACAUUGUUUAGCAUUUUCUUGGCAAAAUGGAAAAUCAUUAACAACAUUUCGUAAAGAAUUAUCUAAUGAUCAACAAUCAUCUUCAACUUCAAUUAUUCUUAAAAUGAAAAAUAAAUAUAUUUUAGAAACGAAAUCAACAUUAGAAAUCAAUGAAAUAAAUAAUGAUAUUCAUAGGCCAACUAAAUCAAAGAAAAAUACAAAUACAAAUGAAAUAGUACCUACAAUGGAUUUAACACAGCUUAAAGCUUAUUUUACAAAAGUUCUUUCAUUUACUAAAUAUAUCAAUCAAUUAAUUAUUAAAAUAAAUGGCUUAACAGUUUUUCAAGUAAAUAAAAUAAAAAAACCAUUAUUAUCAACAAAAUUAUCUUUAGCAGCAAAACGAAUUAAUUCAAAUAAUGCUCAUAAUAUACUUCAUUUUAAUUCAUUUGCACAAACUGAACAAACAUUUUCUAUUGAAAAUGGUCCAUCAAUAACACUUAAUCAUAUUGAUGUACAAGCUGAAUUAACUAUUGAUAAAGAUUUUCAUGAACAAAUUCGAAAUGUUCUUAAAAAAAGUUUACCUUCAAUUGUACAUAUUCAAUUUUUAUUUCCGUCAAACAAUAUACUUCAACAACAACAAUGGAAAACAUUAACAGAUAAUAAUUUAAAUAAUCAAAUAUUAAAAGAAUUAAUUCCAUUAAAAUUUCAUAAUCAAGAAAUAAUUCCAGCUGGUCAAAUAUUUAUUGGUUUAGCAACGCAUCAAACAACAGGUAUUGGCAUGCAUUUAUUUAGUCAUUUAAUUCCAACAAUUGAACGUGAAAAUAUUGAUUUACAAGAUCCAUAUAUUUCAAUUUGGAAUGAACAACUUUUAAUAUCAAUUGGAAAAAUUAUUAGAUUUAUUUAUGAUCAAGUUAUUCUUGAUGCCGUUAAUAACAUUCAACACGAAUCAAGUCAACACAUCAAUCUUAUUCUUUCUCCUUAUGCAUUUGAACCAUCAGCACCAAAUAAAGAUAUUGGUCGUAUUCUUCUCGAUGGAUUUUUUUCAUCAAAUGAAGAUAUUCUUGUACCAGUAAAACGAUCUUCAUCUGAUAAUCAUCUUUCAUUAAUUCCAUCGUCAGAAGCUUUUCUUACAAAUUCUAAACAUAUUCAAGCAUUUCUUCCUGUACCUCUUGUUCCAUUUGAUAUUGGAAAAAAUAAUUUUUUUAAAGUUUUAAAAGAACGUCGAUGGAUUGAAGAAAUCAAUAAUGAAUCAAUUUUAGUUAAAAUUCAUCAAUCAGUUUUUCUAUUCAAUGAAUUUAUUGAAUUACUUCGUUGGUUAUGUAAAUAUGAUACUAAUAAUAAUAAAUCUUAUGUAAAACAUGUUCUUUCAAAAAUACAAUAUCGUGAAACUCGUCAAUCAUCUAUUAUUAAAUUAGAAAAUAUUGAAUUUUAUGAUAUUCUUAAUAUAUCUUCUCUUCCAUUGCCACCAAAUGUAUUACCAUCUAAUAUUGUUAGUCAUAUAUCUCGUGAAGAUUUACAAAGACGAUUAUCAUUAUCAGCUAUUUCAGCGAAGAAUUUAAUUGAAUAUUAUCUUGCUGAAAAUCAAUUACAUCUUUUUCAUAAUGAAAAUACAUCUAAAAUUCUUCUUAGUUUUAUUUGUCAACAUUGGAAUAAAUUUAAUGAUACAGAAUCAAAUCAAAUAAAAAGUAUUUUAUCUAAUAUGAAAUGUAUUCCAACAAGUCAAGGCAUGAGAUCACCAAAUGAAUCAUAUAUUCGAUCAUCAAAUUUAUCGUCUGAUCUACCUAUAAUUGCACUUUACAUUCCACAAAUUGGAAAAGAUAAUAAUCAAAAAGACAAACAAGAAUCAAUAGAUCAUCCAGUAUCAAAUGAAUUUCUUAAAUUAAUUGGUUGUCGAACGAUUCAUAUACCAACAUUAACAAAUACUACACAGACUACAGCGGAUAUUUCAUCAAAUAGUUCACAGACACUUGAAAAUUUUAUUCAAGAUUUAUUAAAACAACGUAAAAAUAUGAGUGAUAAUGAUCUUCAUGCAUUAAAACAUAAUCAAUGUAUUAUAGGUUAG
Molecule: messenger RNA, 2631 nt
Organism: Rotaria sp. Silwood2
Lineage: Eukaryota; Metazoa; Rotifera; Eurotatoria; Philodinida; Philodinidae
Source: the annotation of a GenBank genome assembly